AUGUCGCCAUUCAGCUCUAUCUCUGACCAUAGCGAUUUCCCCAUGACAGAUAUCACAGACUUUCAGCGUGUGCCUUGUCAUCGGAUUAUCUGUGCUAAUGGGGCAAUCGGAGGAUUCAAGGGCGAAGCGCAAGAUACACCGUCAGGAAUCAACCAAGAAGAGAAACUAGGUUUGUUGAAGGCUGAGGGGAUUGACUUUGAUGAGACUGGACAACUAGUGGAUGUAGAAAAGUGGUGGGGUGAGUUUCGUGUCUGA
Molecule: messenger RNA, 255 nt
Organism: Sclerotinia borealis F-4128
Lineage: Eukaryota; Fungi; Ascomycota; Leotiomycetes; Helotiales; Sclerotiniaceae
Source: the annotation of a GenBank genome assembly